AUGCUUAAUUUAGACGUGCGUCGAUUGAUUUCAUUUGGAGCAAAAAUUAUAUGUGCUAAAGACAUCUACUCAAUGCCAAUUUUAUUUCCUUUAAUUCCCUUUCCAGAGCUUCAAGAGGCAUUCAGUUUGUUCGAUAAAGAUGGCGGGGGCUCGAUAUCAUACUCCGAGCUUGGUGCGGUGAUGCGAUCGUUAGGACAAAAUCCAACGGAGGAUGAACUCAAAGAAAUGAUAGCUGAGGUGGAUGAAGAUGGUAUGAUAAUUGCGGUUGACAAUUAGACUGCUUCCUAACUUUAAUUUUUUCAUGGGGAUAAAAAUAUCGAGUAUGGCAGCCAUUUUCCCUGUCACUUAAAUUUACCUUGUUUUCACGCAAGCUAAUUGCUUCACUUUCAUGUUAGACUGACCAUUGAGUCAUCAUAGGCAUUUUCCCGAAGUUUUCCCUUUUCUAUAACUUUAAAAAUACCACUCCAGGCCCAGUUUCCUCGUCAACGACUAAAAUUCGUUCCAAGAUUUUGAAAUAUUUGUUGUGCAAGCAAGGAAUAGGUCCUUAACGAGAUUAAUGGCUGCUUAUUACAUCUUCAUUCUACUGCAUAUUAGGGACGUACAUUAUUUUCUAAGUGUUCGUGAUUAAAAUCUUUCUUCUUUUACAGGAAAUGGCGAGAUUGAUUUUGAGGAGUUUCUUCAAAUGAUGUCUAAGAAAAUCAAGGAAACUGAUACGGAGGAAGAAAUAAAAGACGCGUUCAGGGUUUUCGACAAGAAUGGAGACGGAAUGAUAAGCGCACACGAACUGAAACAAGUUAUGGCGAACCUCGGCGAAAAACUUACGGAUGAGGAGCUGGAUGAAAUGAUGAGAGAAGCUGACACCAAUGGGGAUGGACACAUUGAUUAUGAAGGUAAAUAAAAUGUUACAAACAAAAACAUCUGAUAUGCCGAGGGGAAUUGAGGUGGAAUUAAUUGCAUGUUUUCACAUGAGGUCAUCGAUAUUCAAACUAAAUAAACUAUCGAUCCUUCAUGGUUUUUAAUUUCUUGACGUAUAAGAGCAGAUAUCUUUUAAUAUGCCAUGACGCUUCUAAAUUUGUAUUGCUAAAAGUCUAAACUCUUUUAGAGCAUAUUUGCUUCAAACUUGUAUACAUGGCUAUACAUGGGUAUACAUGGCUAUUUUGAUACAUUUCUUGAUACACUUUAAUAACCCUACUUAAAGUACCUACCCAAACUUGAGGUAAUACCGCUGCUCAAGAAUGCAAAAUGUCCACUUCCGGUUUACGUGCGUCGCUCAAAAACUUCUUUGCUUAUGAAACCAUCUUAUCGGCGUACAUUAUAGCAGAACUAUAACAUACUUCAACGUCUUUUCGUUUCACAGAGUUCAAAUUUUUAAUGAUGAAAUAAGAAAUCUGAGUGAAUGAAAGCUCCGAUAAGCUGGAUUGAAGACAAGUUAUCUUUCGACGUGCCAGGAAUUCUGGAAAUUAUUGCACUUGUACUGGAUGAGUGCUACCUUGAAGCUGAUCAAAAGCAAAUGAUGAAGAGGUUAUGUUGUGGACACAUUUAACGCGCGCUACUUACUGAACAGCGCUUAGAAUCCUGCUGUAAACAUAAUGCGAUCACUUUGCAGUAAUUAGAAAUUUUUCCGAGACCUAUAGAUUCUAGGGCGAGGCGAAGACUGCAAGGACGAUAUGAUACGAUACGAUGGAGUGCACGCGCGUGAACCAGCGUCAUUUUGGCGGGAAAAAGUGAUAGCCCUCGUAAUUAUACUACGGGUUUUAAUGAAGUAACGGAAACAAGUUAUCAAAUGUUAGAAGUUUUAUCAUUUUGAGCGGAUCAGGAAAGAGCUUAUUACUCCCCUAAAUAAAGUAAUUGGCAAACCUAUCCGGGGUGUCGAAAUUUUUAGAGAACGGAAAAAAAGACCUUAAGUUAAAACUCGUCCUUGUUAGUCUUGAUCGUUCUCGAAUCCAAGGGUCUCUGUUUUUGCGAACAGACCACUUGUAUAAAGUAUUUUACGCUUAUUUUGGCCAUGCUGAUCAUAUUAUAUUCACCAACGUCUAGAAUACUGUAAAGCAUUUUCUUAGUGUUGCGUAGCACAAUUAUCUUGUACAGUAAACACCCGCUAAAAAGAAAUAGAGGAUAUUACAUGGCCUCGCGGAGAUACAAAAUUGUCUUCGAGUGUUGAAAUUUUUUUUUUCAACUCGAGAGGAGAAAUUUCGCAUCUCCAAGCGGCCAUGCAAUGUUCUAUUUAUUAUAUAAACACCAAUGAAAUACCAAACCAUUUCACUUUAAUGGUUUUUUCGUGUGAAAGGCGCGAUUAAUCGUGUAGCCAUAGCAACGGUGAUCUGUUCACAAGUGAAGAUAACAAUGUUAUUUUCACUUGUGAAGAUAUCGUGUUUUCGCGCGAAAGCUCACCUGGCAUUUCAUUGGUGUUUAUAUAAUAAAAUAGGUUCUUUUAUUUUGGGGUUCUUAUCGGCAAUUUAGAUUAUUAAGUAGGUUUUUAAUUAAGUCCUUAAUUUUUAUGAAAGAGAUAUAAUAGAUUGAUGAUUACCAUAAAAAAUAUAUAAACUUGGGUUAGGUCCUAGAAAGCACAGUAAUUAAUCAAAAUUGUAAAUUAUUAUAACCCUAACAAAUCUGAUUGCCGAAUUUUUAUACAGUUUGGCCAAGAGCCUUGGUUUGGUACAGUAUGUUCUUGCUAUACUUAUGAAUUAAUUUUGCAAUCUAAAGGUUACACUCCUUGGUUAAAUUGUUUAUCAUAAUUUAACUGUAUCCGCCUGGCACAUAAAAUGAGCCUAAUUGAUCUUGCUUGUCUAAACAGGUUCUUGUACUUUUGGAAAUUAAACUGGCAAAUUUCUGCUAGGAGGUUCUUAAUCCUCUUAUUCGGGGGUGUUUACUGUAUUGCAAAUUGAAACUCAUAUUCACGUUUUAGACUACUUUUUUAAUUUCACUUCAUAAUGAAGCAUUUUGAGCUUUUGAAGUAGCGACCUUGUUUCAUGUUAUUUUUGACAUUGUAAUGAUAUUAUUUAUAUCGUUUUUAAUACAAUCAAGCAGAGUGAAAUUUCUUCGACUAGAAAUACAUCAGAUCAUAGUAUAUGCAAUGUAAUGGAAGAUUUAUCAACUUUCCAAACCUUUUUAGAUUUCAUAAUUAAUUCCAAGAAAGUUAACUUUGGAAUAUUUAAAGUUCAGCAGUAAUAUUGAGCAAAGCGGCAAUUUCCUUAAUUUGCUGGGCUUUCAAUGAAUUUAUCGAAAUGAACCGAAUUCAAUUAUAAUCGUAUAUUUUCGCUCAUUUUAAACAGUGAUGGCGUCCUGGCAUCACAGUGAGCUUCAUUUUCUUUAUUGAGACGUUUGAGUCACCGCCACUGCAACAUAUAAAUCAUCUGCACAUAACGUAUGUGGGCACGAGCCCAUAAUCCGGAGCGAGCAACUCCCUAGGCCUAUGUCACGGCGUUUUUAUGGACCAGUUUAUUUUUAGACACAUUUUAGGCCACUUUUUCCCGCGAAAAUAAAAUCUCCACCAUAUUUAUGAGCCCAUUCGAAGUAUAAAGGGAAGACUAAACGACUAUUGUCAGACUAUCGUUAUGAAUACAAGAAAAUACUUAAGGGGCUAACAAUUUGACUUUUGAGGGGGGGGUGGGUGUAUGGGUGAUUUGACUUGGGUAAAAAAAAGAUUUCCCCAAAAUCUGGUGAUAGAAUUUUUUCCUGGCAUACAACGGUGUAAGAUUUUUUUUCCAGCUUUAUACGUCUUGAAAGAUAUUUUUUUCAUUAUAGGAAUUUUCUUCGCAGGUAUUUCCUUGCAAGAAUUUUUUCCCUCGAAAAUAAGUCUGCAGGACAUUUUUUUUUUCUGAAAUCACCAUACCCCCAUCAAAAGUCGAACGGUAGGGCCCUAAAUGGAACAUAGAAGUAUUUAAAAACUUUUAAUGACUGGUGCCGAUCAAAAACAGAAUCCCACCAAUUUAGAUUUAAGGGAAACAAAAUUAACUCGUUUCUCGAGGGAUCAGCCUUGACUUCCUUUAAUAGGCCUGCAAAGAAAUGCAGACCUUGAAGUAAAUCUCAACUAGUGGUCGAAAUAAAGCGGGCAACAUAGCGCUUUCCCUUUUGAAUUUGAUAGAUAUUGCAAUGUUUACCCCUUACCUUUUAGCGGGAAACAGUUUUCUUGUCGGUCAUCAAGUGAUUUCGAAGGAAUCAAAGGCAAGCGAGCUAAAGGGAAAAAAGCACCAGUGUAUAACAAAACCAUUUGUUAUCGCUUCGCGCCGCUUUCAAUAAGGGAGUUGAAAUGAAUCCUGUUUUGGAAGAGUCAGUGGCGCCACUAUAAUAUUUCGGAGGUGACGUCAUGUGAAAACGCUCUAUAUAUAAUUUUAUAAACAACACAGGUAGCCCAAGCGUAAUGGAAAAUAAAAAAGUUUGUAUUGCAAAAUGUAAAACUUCUUUAAAUUAAUUAAAAUGGGUUAAAGUUAUCAGUAAAGUAUAAACAUUGUUACCUGUCUUUCUUUCUACGAAGUUUUAGUGCGAUGUGUCAGUAUAUAGUAACUGACAAUGUCAUCUGCUUCAAAAGCAGCGCCAAAUUUGUUCUUUGAAUACAAAUUCAGCCGUGGCAACCAAGCAACGAUGCUGAUAACAAAUUGUUUUUCUGAAAUUGUUUUUCCACUGAACAAUGUAAAAGUACGUGGUCACCAAUAUCCACCCAAACAAUGUUUGCCCCCAAAUUCUGCAUAAACGUAUUUAAAAUGCACCAUUUUCCCAAGAGCAUUUUAAGACAAUAAGUUAUGCAAAAUUUGGGGGGCAAACAGAGUGUAUUAUGGGCAAUUGGAAAAUAGUCAAUUGCUAUUAAACAAAGGAAACCGUCUUUGAAUAGGAGUAGGGAUAUGAUGAGGGACUGGACCUGCCAGUAAUUUACAAUGCUCUCUUGGGAUUCGUAACUUUUCUGUUACGCAACCUGUCACUUCAUAACCCUGAUGAAGUACGAGUGAUUCGCACGAAAUCAGUAUUCGUUUCAUUUUAAUUUUUCGUUCUGAGUUUUGGAAUUUUCUGCACACUAAAUGUCUUGGCCAGAGCAGAUGAAAAAACUUUUUAGGUAACCAUUCCUAUGGCCUGCGAACGCAGACGUCACGCGUUCCGGUCGUCGCUUGCUCUUCGACCCGUAAAGCGUGGCUCUCAUAUGUUGCCGAUGCACCUGCGACAUGGCCGCCGGUACUGCUGGGAUACUGUUCCGAUAUGAUAACAGAAGAGGCCGGCAACAUUGCUCAUCCCAGUCUUUAACCCAGGCAUGCCUGCGGUAGAGCUCUGCGAUGGCUCUAGUUGCCGCCGGCGCAUGUCCUCAUUUGUCCGAGAAGUGUCCUAGGCGGUACUGGCGGCUACGUCGCAGAUACAUCGAUGACAUCAAUUUACUACUAUGACGAGCAGGAUCUUUCAGGGUUUCGCUUUCUUGUGCUAAUUAGGGCGUUUGUUAUUCAAACCUCACUGGGAUUACAAAAUUUAAAUAUGAAAGGAAAAAAGAAAAGGAUUCUUGUCGAAGUAGUAAAAUGUGCAAAUAUUAAUGGCCGGCCUAUUAGCUUUCGGUUGGAGAGAGGUGAUAACCGGAAAUACACCUGCGUUCGCAGGCUACAAUUUCUGCUUCUAAUAAUCAACGCACUAAAGCCUGUCAAGAGCUAAUGCAAAAGACCUGGAAGAGGUGUUAUAAACAAGAGAAUUAAAGCUCUAGGCGUAAUCUACAUGAGAAACCGUUCCAUUCUGUAAAAGAUCUUAGUGCGUUAUAUCCUAAGAAAGUGUAGUCGCGAGGGCUCACGCCUAACCCUCGACCAAAUUAAAAAGGGGGGGAAAUGAGCUACGAAUUUCCACUUAUAAUCCUAAAGAAAGGAGUCUCUUACUCUCUCUUAAAGAAUAUUACAAAGCUGCGUUUAAAAUUUAGGGACUUUUUCGAACUUUAUUGAAAGUAAGUGCACUCAACCAUUUUUUCAAAAUAUUCGUAUUGUUCAAGAAUGGAAUAAACUACCGCAACAGUAGUAAAGGCGAGAAUUUAGAAACUUUGAAGUAAUAAUAUUUAAAAAACUUUUUUUUUACGCGGAGUGUUUUUUUUAGUCUUUAAACUCUCUAAAUUAUGGUUUAAAUCAUUUCUCAACUUGUAAAUAGUUAGUUUAAGUUAUAUCAUUUCUGUUUCAUUAAUUGUUACCACUGCGGGCUUCUUCAUGUUCAUAAAUUAUGUUGUUAUUCGAUUUUCCUACUGUUUCCUUUACACUGAUGUAUUUUAUUUAUACUUUUUUCACAUAAUGAAUAACUAGUAGGCAUGUAUUACGUAAUCUUCUCCUCACUAUCAAAAUAGGAGUCCAUUGUCGACCGAGUUUCAUAGACUAUUCUUUGUCUACUACUGUAGAAAGUGUACAUAGCGUUAUGGUGUUUAGAAGUCGUCUGAAUGGAGUAUAUACUAGUAUUCUUAGUGUGCUGAAGGAAUCGCCGUAUGUUAGCAAGUAUCUAUGCACCUGUUUUGACUAAAAAGAUUAGGAAGCUGUGAAUAGCUUGAGUCUACACAUCUCAAACUGGUCAAAUUCAUUAUUUAAACAAGUAAUAUAUUUGGAAGUUUCGUGUAAUCCAUCCUUAUUCUACUUAUGUUUUUAAGACAGCUAAUUUUAGGAAACGCCGUGUUUCUUUCCUGAAACAUAUUCAUGCAGUUUUAACCAGAAAUUGUGAUGAAGUUUUGACUUCAAAUAAUCAAUUUAUUCAAGCGUAAUAAAAGCGAAUAAAAAAUUGUCAACCUUGUCAGUUUUAUACAUCCAAUCACAUUGAAGCAUUUUAGCUGGGUACAGGUGCUAAUGUGAGCUAUUAGCUGAAAAUGGAAAUUACUUCGGUGUUUUCGCCGCCAGCAUACAAAACUCUUUGACGUCAGAGCUAACGAAAACAUUGAGAAUUUAUGCGAAUUAGAGCGGUGUGUUGAUUGCAAGAACUACUUGUUUAUCAGCAGCACGCACCACAGAGAAACGUUUAUGACUCUCGCAAGGUUUUGCGCAUCCUCUUUCACUAAGAAGCGAUAAAUUAUGGUGGGUAUAUGUCGUUAUCGCCGUACCAUGUUCGUCCGAUUUUGCACGAUUCGCUGCUCAAAGUGCUUUCUCGGUUUGAAGCGUCAAAACAAACCCAAACCGUCUCAAAUUAUGCCUGAAUUAUUUUUCUGCCAGACGCUCUUUUAUUUUUCCCGUUUGUCUGCACGUUUCACACUCUUCUGUUAUUUAAAAUCUUAUUUUAGGCUGACCGUGAGCUUUCCGAGGAGCAAAUAAACGGUAAGCAAGCUUGACAUAAGACAGAUGAUCGUUACUAAAAUAUCUUGACAAUCGCAAAUGUGAUUUAAUCUUUAGCUUUACUUAUAUCGCUUCAGUAGCGACCCAGAAUUGUUGUUUUUUUUAAAUAAGAAAUAUCGUUCGAUUUUUUUCUUUUGCGCAGAGCUACGCGAGGCUUUUUCUCUUUUUGACAAGGAUGGGAGCGGCACUAUAUCAAAUGACGAACUGGAGGUUGUAAUGAAGUCAUUGGGACAGAACCCAACUCAAAGCGAAUUAAAAAAGAUGAUACAAGAAGUCGACGUGGAUGGUAUUAACUACGUUUUUCUGAUGUUAAAUUUGUUUUGAAACGUUGCACCUUAUUUUUAAUGUAAACCAAAAAAGUGCUAUGUAUAUUAGGGACGUCAAUAACAUGGUGAAACUGAAAGAAAGAUCGUUAUUAUCUCAGUAUAUUUAAAAUUGCUGGAACCAAGCAGUGACUGAAUUGGCUGCUGUCGCGGAUUAUUAACAAAAACACACAGGUUUUAAAAGUCGUUCUUGGCGGAUACAUCAUUCACAUUUUAUGAUAUAGCUUCCAAGUCGAUCUAAUAUUUUGCUUGCCUUUGCAAAAUAUUUUGUGACACUGGUAAAUUUCCGGGUUUAUAUAGCAAAAAAACAGAGAAAUUAAUCUCUAAGCGAAUUACUUCCCGUUGACAAACUUAUUAUAAUUGAAACUGUUCUAAAGUAGCUAAGGCUGAAACAACGAGCAACUUUAGAACCACUUUUCGGCUGCAGUAUCAGACAUAAACCUUUAUGAAACUGAAAAUACGUGGAGAGGUCAGUUUAUUUUCGUAAUAAAUGGCAAACUGAUGCAAAGCUGUCAUUUCAACUUUCAUACUCGGUUCAACCAAAUACGUUUCAGAUUAGCAUGACAAAAGCUUGUCAUUGAUUUCUGAUUUCCACACACUUGUUCCGUUCUGAUGUGAAGCCAUCGAUUUUCUUCUAUAUAGUACCGUUUUCUUGGCUAUUCUAUAUAUAUUUUGAAAAGAGCUAAUAAGGACGGCGGUUUCGGCCAAAUUUUCCUCAGAUUCGCUUAAAAUGAGAGCGUUGCCCAGUACUAGGUGCAAUUGGCUCGCGAGCAAAAAUAAAUAUCUUGCUCCCAAAGCCGGGCUCAACCGCUGAGCUCAUAGUAUGUUACUUAUCAAGUAAAAACGAACACAUCAAAACCGACUGAAAUCCAUAUAAAAUCGUGUACGUUUCCAAAGGCUUUUUCAAUUAAGUGAUAGAUUAUCUAAUGGAACUAAACUCACGGCAACGUAGAAGGCCUUAAUUAAAAAGUUUAUAUUAGGGUUAGUACGUACGGAAAUGGGCAUUUUCCAUGUUUGCCUUAAAACGCCAUGAAGACUUUUUGCGGCUAGGCGGCAUAAGUUCAGUUUAUCAUCGUCCGUUGACAUAAAUAAAAAUAAUGGAAUUGAUAAAUUAAAUUCCUCAAUUCUCUUUUGUUUUUAAGCCCAAUUACAUUAGGUAUAAAGUCGACACCCACAUAUCUAUUAAAAUUUAGCCUAAGAAGCACUAGAUUGUAUUGCUGUUGUAUAAUGUUACAACAGUUUUUGAUAAAAAAAAAGACAAGAUUAAGCGCUUACCCACGUAAAGUUAAAUUUAAUUAUACUGGAUAGCCUUCAAAAUGACAGCAAAAACUAGAUUUAGCUUUGAUUUUUUUUUAAUAUUUAUUAUUUUUAUUUAUUUAUUUAUUUACAAAAAAUAAUUACAAAUACGUGUUCUUUUAACUAUUCAAAACUAUUUUCAUUUUCACAGCGGGCUGAAAAUAAUAAAAAGAAAAAAACUGAAUUCGUAAAGGAAAGAAGCCAAAUUAAAAGGAAAAAAACGGAAACCUAAUAAGUGAAACAGUAAAGCAGUAGAGUGUAGCUUAAAGGAACAGAUCUGAUAUCUAGGAAAAAAAAGGUCUCUCGUGAUGGAAAACAGUUGGUUCAAGCUUGGAUUAUCCGCGCCGGAAGCACGCCAACUACGGUUCAUCUUUAGUUUUAAAUUUUUUGGAUAUCUUCAGUGGCAUGACUCGCGUCCAAACGAUGUGGUGCUUUUCGAUUAAGGCGGCAGAAACUUAAAAACCUUUUGCUGGUUAUCUGGCAAGUCCCUCGAACAUUCUGUAAAAAACUGAAAUUUUGAUUCGUCAUUUUGAACUUGUCAAAACAUUAAGCUUCGAGCAAACUGCUGAAAAUCGGCCUGCAAUUCCUUAGUCUUAUGAAAUUUUUUUUUUUAAUUUAUUUUUGCUCCGAAAAUUAGGGUCUUUUGGGAUUUCGAGAGUUUUUAUAAUCGACAUUAAGGGACUCCGCUUGCGAACGUGAUGUCGGAUCGGAGACGGAGAGACUGGAGAGAGAUCAUCUGUUCGGAGAAUUCCGACCAGCAUACAUGGGAGAGAUAAACUGAAUGAUGAUGAUGAUGAUGAUACGAACCAUUUAAAUGUGAGAACUUCAUUUUAAAGAAGUCUUAAUUCUGGGAAUUCUGGUAGGACGAGCACAAAUCAUGUUCAGUUUCUUUUAAAAAAAACAAAAACAUUAUAGGAGGUUGUUAUUUAUCUGAAAUAUCAUAAAAUGCGAACUCGUGAUGUCUAAAAGGUGUUUUUAAGAUUUAUCAAUCAAUUCAAUGACGGUCCGACGAGAAAAUAGCUUCCUCUUGUUGAUUUUACCAGUGAAGAAGGAACCCUUAAGUCUAGCAAGCUAACGAUACUGCUGAUCAUAAACAGAAAUAUGAAAAUAGCAACGAUGGAAUAAUAAUUAUAACAUAACGUGCCGCCCAUCAUUAAUUCAACCAACGUGUUGACUAUGCAAGGAUAGAGUACUGCGAUAAGGUCACGUUCAGUUUGAAUUUAUCAUUGAUAAUUGGCAUACAUUAUGGUAAAAACGUGAGUUGAAUCGAACAGAUGAUAUUUUCUCUCCGGUAUGAAUUUACUAAGUGUCUGCAAAACGAAGGGUUUGUGAAAAAAGAAAACGGACAAACACGCUCCGGAACUGGAAAGGAAAAAGAAAAGAUGAUCCAAGAUCAGAUAAAAAAUCCGGAUCUUUGGGAUUCAGUUUUUCUUUAAGAAAAGAAGUGAUGUAUCCAAAAAAAGGAUUAUUCUUCAUUUAUUUCCAUAUAAACGACCCACAAUAUCAACGGUAUUUCGGAAAAUAACACGGCUACGGACAGUGUAGCCUCCCACGCAGGCGUUUUUAGGGGAGGGAAGAAAUACGAGCUCCCCUAAAAACGCCUGCGUGGGAGGCUACGGACAGCGUUGCUAGUUUGCCGAUCUUUCAUUGUAUUCUGGACGAUUAGCUAAAGGAGACUGUUUUAGACGGGCCAAAUGAAGACGAGUCUUUCAGUUAGAUAUGCCUGGAAAAGUAAGUCUUGUAAGACGGGCCGGCGAAGUUGUGUAGCUGAAUUUUGUCCUUGUGAACUAGAACAAUGCCUGUUUGUAUUGCAAUUUUACCACCCAAAUAAAACGGACAAAAUUCAUUGUAGUCAAACAGCUGAUAUAUGUAUUAAAAUUGUUUCGUGUUACCACUGACAGUAUUCACUCCAUUUGGAUCCGUAGCAAAGAAACGCUUCGGAGCAUGUCAUAGGAUAUCUUAAAAAAUACUCUACAUUACACCACCCCACUUUAAAAAUUCUGAGCAACCUGUAAAGAGCCAGGCCUUACCCUACUUGAGUAAGAGAUAAAUUUCAUUUAAACAAUCGCCCCUCGCUACCUCUAUAGGAAAGGUAUAGGGGCAAGAGAUGAGGAUUUAAAUUUUGGUAUUAGAGUUUGAAGGGUUAAUUAACCCUUAAGAUUGGAUAUUAGAAAACCAAAUUUGACUCUCCCGAUAAAACUUGGAGUAAAUUGCAAACAUCAAGUCAAUGAUUUAUUAUUCUCAUGCAGAUAAAACGCAUUUUCUAAGACUCUUUGAAACUCAAAAAUGGCCUAUUGAAAUACUAGUCUGUUGUAAGUGAAUUGUAGGAAACCCAAUGCAAACACAAUCAAGUUUCUAUAGAUGCCUUCACAAUGUGUUCACGCCUUUGCAAUUUUCCUCUUUUGUGUUUUUGACGUCGCUUCGUCUGCCCUUAACUACUCAUUACAACUCUUAAUGUGUUUUCCUUCUUCGUUCACUUCCAAUAGUAUAGACACGGUUUAAGUUGUGUUAAAACGGAAAAAGAGUUAACUUAACAUCGAUGUUAUAUCAGAUAAGAUCGACUUGGAAAAAUAGUGCUCAUCGUUAUUAGGCAAAAAGUCAAAAAAUGCCAGAACGAGACUAAACGCACCAAUAAAAUGAAAGACAUGAAGUUAAUUUAUUUUCAUUUCUUAUUUUGCACUUCAUUGAAAAGAAACUGGAAAUUUGAGAAAACAAUUAGUAUGACUUUCCGUUUUCAAGAUAUGGAACCCUGAAUAACUGUAUUAGUGUUAAUAGGUAAUCACAUGAUAAAUAAGCACGAGUAGAGUUUUCAGAGAUCAUCAAAAGUGCGGUGGGACAAGCGAGCUUCUCUAAAAUUCUGGCGUAUCACGGCCUUGCCCGGCGCUCAUUUGAUCCACUCUCGCUCGUUGUCGUUUACGUCCAUUUCAAUUAAGAAAAUGGGAAAAGGUCGAGGUCACUUGUAUUCUGUGUCUACAUGAAAAUACAUUCAUGUAAUUGAUUUGGAUUAGCCUUCGGCAUGCAAGGGGCUGACUAUUUGGAUUUAUUAUUAGGACCUGGAUACAUCAACUUAAUCAUGAAAGGACAAAACAAUUAACUUAGACUUUCUAUUGACGUCCUUUAACAUUUUUUUCCCUGGUCGCUCGCUCGCGAUCUCGCUGCGCGACCUCGUUGAAGCUCGCUUCUCUCGCUAUGAACUUAUGAUAGGUCAACUUGUAGUGAGUCUACAGUUAACCGUAUUCUCAAGCUCACCUCAGUCAGUUCUUUUUCCCUAGGGAAUGGAGAAGUAGACUUCGAAGAAUUCUUACUGAUGAUGAAAAAACAAAUGAUGUCUCGAGACGCAGACAGCGAAAUGCUUGAAGCUUUCAAAGUUUUCGACAGGAAUGGGGACGGACAGAUCAGGUGAGAUCUAUAGACAAGAUGAGGUUCUGUUACAUUCCUCACUCGCAAAUCUCUUGAAUUAUGCUAUACCAUCACCCUGUACCAUCUUCCGAAUUGGCGAACGUGCGUUUGUCGUCUUUAAGAGUAUCAUUUUAAGUUCCUGCCUUACUUGGUCAUAUUCAAACGCAGCUAUAGCCAGUUAAAAAGGCAUUUGUAGGGAACAGAGUCCUUCUUCAAUCUUUUUGAAAAUGGUCUUGCCAUCUGGACUCACAAAUUACCGCUAUGUAUCUGAGGGCGGUUACAGAAUGUGGCCUCAGGCGGACGGUUUCUCUUUCGUAUUUCCAUGUACGCUUAAUAAUUGGCUCUAAAACGUCCCCGUCGACUGUCGUCAAAAUCCACACCUCAACAGGCAUUGUAUUGAACAGAGUAAUUCAAUUUAAAGUUAUCUCACUACAGGGCCGUAGCCAUGAAGAAACUACAACCGAGGCGAACACACGGUCCGUUGUACGAAAUUAGCCGUAUGAAAUCUUCUAAUAUUAUCAGUCUGAUAAAAAAAAAUAAAAAUCGACAGUAUUUGAUAAAAUUUUACCUAGGCGAGUGCCUCGGUUCGCCUCAUACUGGCUACGGCGGUGCACUACCUGUUUAGAGGUAAAGAGACUUUUACUCUUUAUGGCGUGUGAAAAAGACCUUGCCUCGUUUGAGACGGAACGUUGGGCGAAUCUCAGGCUCACUUUGUCUAACACUGAACUGAAAUUCUUCUCUAAAUGUUCUCAGUCAUCUUUUGUCAUCCCUCGAACUCUAAAUGAAAAAUAUCAAAGGAUUCUUCCAAAGCGAAAACAAAGGAUGAUCGAUUCUUGGUCAUUUUUCAACAACACAGGAGUUUAUCGAAAAAGUUUCCCCAAUCUUUUUGUCAAGUUGUAAUCCGUUUCCAUCCAGUCUAACGAAAGCACAUGCUCUUCAGGAAAGAUAAAAGAGUAAAAGAAAAAGAACGUUUUCUUAAUGACGUUCAAAAUAAAUGGCGAUAAGUUGUAAUAUUUUCCAUUUGUCUUUGUUUAUAGUCCAGGCGAAUUAAGAAAUGUAAUGACGAGUUUGGGGGAGAAAUUGACCGAGGAAGAGCUUAGUGAAAUGAUGAAGGAAGCUGAUCUCAAUGGAAAUGGUUUUAUUGAGUUUGAAGGUACACUUAGUAUCAAAUCUCAGUCUGCCCUGGUAGAAUACCCUUUGGAAUUCUUGGUGCGAAUGUACAACCGUUUUUUCCUAUUUCAGUGGAAAGUGGGCGGUUUUUUUUUGCCCGCUCUCUUUUACACAAGUAGAUGCUUGUUAGAUUAGCCCCUGAUAUUCGCCCCCCAGAUUAACCCCUGAUAUUCGCCCCCCAGAUUAGCCCCUGAUAUUCGACCCCCUCCGAUUAGCCCCUGAUAUUCGCCCCCUAGAUUAGCCCCUGAUAUAGACCAAUAUUAUUAUUGCACGAUGGUUUGUUUCAUUGCAGAAUUUGUUCACAUGGUGUCAAAUAUUUCCAAGAACCCAGAAGGACCUCCUCAGUAUUUGCUGGCUACGAAAUAGUUCAGUUAGUUUAGAAUCAGUCGACUUUCCGUUAUCCACUUAAAAUAUUCAGUUUAUUGAGAGUAGUGUUCGAAUGAAUUUCACACGACGGCGACUUCCUAGAUCGAAUCUAGAAGCAUUGCCUCGUCUCAAAGACUCUUCAUUCCUGGAGAAACGUUAAGGGAAGACGAUUAGACUAUAACCGCAUAUACAGCGUUUUCCGCUGCAAUUUGAAACAUAGAGAGGUCCAGAAAUUGAAAUACUGUUUCAAACAGAAAAAGGACUCAAGGGGAAAGCCACCAAGUCAUUCGAAGACUGCUCUGUUGUAAAAAUAUUUCUGCCAAGUUAUUGCAGGAGCAGGGCUCCUGGUUAUUGUAAAAUAGAAACUGAAGAAAAGCAUUAUUUAGAAAAGCAUUAUGCAUUUGAACAUGGUUCGAUCGUGAGCCAAUUAGACGAAGGCGCCUGGUUGCGCUUGAGAUUCGGUCAAGAUUGUGUCGAAAUGCACCUUGGGACUGUUUCAGGGGACGAACUAAUAGGACAAUUGAACGAUGACGCCAUUUUACUACAACUACCAGAAUCCUUGAGUUCGUUGUUUUCUUCUGCAAAUUAAGACUAUUGUUCUGUAAUCCUCAGCGGGAUUGCAAAUUUAAAAAACAAAACAAAACCGAAAUGAAUUCUGGUAGUUGUAGUCCAAUAUCGUCAUCGUGCAAUUGUCCUAUUUUCUCCCACUUUUCAGUGCAACUUUAACCACAUCCUCAGUUAAUCCUUCAAGAAAUCGAGGGUGAAAGGAGGGAUUAGAAGGGGAGAGAUAUAAAUGGCCCUCAGCGACGGAGUUGCGACAGCAGCAGCAGCAGCCCAUAAUCCGUAGCAAGCAACAUCCAUGUACUUGUGUCAUUUUCACUGACCAGUUAAUUUUUUUAACGAUUUUGGCGCGAAUUUGUAGCAUCUUCAGUUUAAGUCCCACGAACCAGUCAGCAACCUACCCUGAAAAGGAUAUUUUGGACCUUUUAAUGACGUUUAGUUUUCGUUUUUCAUAUCCUAUUUUUUGAAUGUGCUCGUAGUCGGAGAGGAGCUUCCAGUUUCGCGGGAACAAUUAUUCUAAAAUGUAUCUGAAAAUAUUCCGGUCCGUGAAAACGCCCUGACGUAGCCCUAGUUUGGGAGUUGCUCGCUCCACGCCCCUGGUUGCAGUAAUUGUACAGCGGAACCUCUAUAUAACGAAGUCCUCGGUAUAACGAAUGAUUUUCUUUACCCCAGUAAUAGUAAAGUGUAUGAAAAAUAACCUCGAUAAAACGAAACCUCGUCAGUAUAGCGAACAAAUCUUGCCAGUCCCUUGGCCCUUCGUUAUACGUCGAAGUUCUAUUGCGCAUAUGCAAACAAUCAAAAAAUCAACUGGGUCUCGGGUAACAUAGCAUCGCGUCAUUGUCACGAGUUAAGCGUCAGUUUGAUGGUUUGAUUAUUUAAAAGGUAAUAUUUAUUACUGGAGAAGUUUUCAGUGUUUUCCCGUCGAAACCUGACCGUUCACGCCAAUUCCGGUAUGAGGGUGAUCUGACCUUGCUCACAGCCCUCUGCACGAGCUGUCUUCGACUCAACAAUUGUAUCAUCAAUAUGAUCUCUAACUGAUCCGUUAUAAAAAGUUUAAAGAUUUAAAUACCAAGUGUUUAUUCCAAGACAAACGAUAAGUGAACUUAUCAAUGCACUUACCAUAAUGGACAAUAUCUUUCACUAUAUAGAUUGACACUGAUACAUAUUAAUGCAGCAACCAGCUGACGGGUACUCACCGAAGUUAUAUACGGGAACGCUCCGCCCCAAGGUCUAACCCCCUAUCAUUUUACAUACCUUUUUUAACAGAAAAGGUACCCCUUUCUUAUACCUUCUACUGACAAAUGGUACCCCUCACGACACAACUAGUUUAACACUCUGCUUCACUUUUAACUGCUGAAAAUGCUCCGUCUUUUCAAUACGAAUAAAUCACUAAACCAAAAAGUUUCCUUGUCUCUUUCGCAUCCAUAAAAUGCGUCUGUUAGACCCUUCUGAUCCUUUUACAGACCAAAAUAACAGAUUUCCCUACCCUUUUAUAUACUUCCAAUGAUGAAAACCCUUGUCUUACAUAUACCUGAAGACCCCUUUCGGGCGGAGCCUCCCCGUAUAGCAAAUCCCCUGGGACAGCAACAAGCACUGACGGUAGUGUUUCCCGCUUAUAUCAAGGUGGCACUUUUUCCUGGCAACUGUUUUUCUUUUGUGAAAAAUUUACUCUUUUUUGUACAUAUACGCUACUACGUAGUCUUCUACGCAUUCCCAAUGUUGUGCAACUAAGUUGUGUGGGAGCAUUUGUAAAAUAAAUCAUCAAUAAAGAUAAAGCGAGA
This is a messenger RNA of Porites lobata, 16155 nucleotides long. The record is from the annotation of a GenBank genome assembly. NCBI's taxonomy places the organism in Eukaryota, Metazoa, Cnidaria, Anthozoa, Scleractinia, Poritidae.